UGAACUAUAUAAUUAUUACAAAACCCUAGAUUUGAUCUAAUCCAGUCAGUCGGUGACGGCAAGGCAAAAGAGAAUCCAUGGCGGAACACUUGGCAUCUAUAUUCGGUACAGAGAAGGACAGAGUCAAUUGCCCUUUCUACUUCAAGAUCGGGGCCUGCAGGCAUGGCGAUCGCUGCUCACGGCUUCACACGAAACCUACCAUCAGCCCCACCCUUCUCCUCUCCAACAUGUAUCAGCGUCCCGAUAUGCUUGCAUCUGGCACAAUCGAUCCCCAGGCACAGACCAACCUCGAUCCCCGCAAGAUCCAGGAUCACUUCGAGGAUUUCUAUGAGGAUUUGUUUGAGGAGCUGAGAAAGUAUGGUGACAUUGAGAGUUUGAACAUCUGUGAUAAUUUGUCUGACCACAUGGUUGGGAAUGUUUAUGUCCAGUUUCGUGAGGAAGACCAUGCUGCAAGCGCUCUUCAAAAUUUGAGUGGAAGGUUCUAUGCAGGGCGUCCAAUCAUUGUGGACUUCUCUCCAGUUACAGAUUUUCGUGAAGCCACAUGUAGACAAUACGAGGAGAAUGUAUGCAAUCGUGGUGGCCUAUGCAACUUCAUGCAUCUGAAGAAGAUUAGCAGGGAACUGAGGACACAGUUAUUUGGGAGAAACAGGCGAAGACGCAGCAGGUCUCGUAGUAGAAGCAAUAGUCCACAUAGGCACCGUGGUUAUAUGGACCGUGGCCGUGGUGGCCGUGGAUAUGGUCGAAGAGAUGAUUACAGAGAUAAUAGGUACCAUGAGAAAGGUAGGAGGCCAAGAAGCCGGAGUCCAGGACAUAGGGGUAGACGAAGCAGAAGCCCUGGGGCAAGGAGGAAUAGGAGUCCAAUUAGGGAGAAUAGUGAGGAAAGAAGGGCCAAGAUUGAGCAAUGGAACAGGGAAAGGGAGCAACCAGAACCUGCUGAUAAAAUUGACGAUACUUACGAUGAUAAUGACCCGAAUGGCAGCGAGUUUGCAAGGAAUGGUGGUUUUGUUGAUAAUCCUACGCAGCAAUAGCAGCAUUGCGAUACUCGUACUGGCAUGAUCAGAAUUCUAUGGUGGAGUACAGGUCCACUGUCGUGUUAUUGAUAGUAAAACUCUGUUUUAUGCCUCUUAUUUCUCCAUCAUUCCCUUAAUUAAGGGGAAAGCAUUUAGGAUUUGGCUGCUAUAAUGCUUUCUUUUCCUUAGUAGACUGCGAGUUUUCCUCAUUGUUGUCUUUUUUUAGAAAUUAUUUGUGGUAAUUGAUAGGUGAUAUCUAUUGCUUUGUGAAAAACCAUAUUAGGCAUAUAUAGUGGUCCACUUCGUAAAAAUGGUUACCUCAGGGGCAUACUUCACCUGUUUCAUUGGCUAUUGAAGCCAAGGAAAGAGAACUCCCAAAAUUGGUGCCUUUUGUAUUGUACUAUGGUAGGUCCUUGAAUAUGUGCUUUUACGACUAUUAAAUUACAUUAUUUCACCAGUCUUUUCACCAAUAUUUAAUCCUAUAGGAAUUUUUUGUCUUAUGAAAAUUCUUCAUUGUUGGAAUUUUAGUGAAUUUCCUAUGGCAGAGAUGCUUCCUUCGAAUUUUUCUUCUUUUAGUUGGCUUCAGCUUUGUCUCCCUCUUUCUUGUAACAAUCAUUUUGGGGCUCUUAGCUUAGUUUAGCCUAUUUGUAGUCUAUGUUUGCACCUUGUUGGUACUUUAACAAAAAAUUUACCAUGCAAAAAGGCUGUUUCCAUUGUGAAUUUGUUACUAGCAUUCUUGUCUCUUAGUUUGCAUGAAAUGUUGAGGAAUUUUCAUUGAGAUGGAGCACCUUUUCUGUCUCCUGGUAGAUAUGGAGAGGUUAUUCUUGGUCAAUUUUCUUUGGUAGUUGUGAUCUUACGGACUUCACGAGUUUUGCAGGUUCAGGCUUUAUUGCUUUCAUGGAUCGGGCCUCAACUUUUUAUGUCUGCUCACCUUGAUAUUUAUAUACAGGUUGGAUAUCGUAUGCAGAGCAUAUUUGCAGGACUUUGAUGUAAUGUAGUGGAAAUGUUGAGGAAGCUCCGACAGGGAAAUUAGCUGAAGAACACUUAACUUGGUGAAAUCGUUCAGAUAAAGAGUACUGAAAAGCAGCCAGCAAUUCAACUCUGUUGGUUUGGAAGACUUUUUUCCCCUACUACUCCCCCUUACCCCUUUUGUCAGGAACUGCACUCUCUAUGUUUUUUUUCUAUUUGGAUGUGUUAAUUCUAUCCUUGCUACUAUGAGGUUUUAAAUUAAAUAUGCAGCUUGUCUGGAAUUGAUUUUCAA
Messenger RNA from Tripterygium wilfordii, 2271 nucleotides. Its product is annotated as splicing factor U2af small subunit B-like. Gene Ontology annotation, cellular component: U2AF complex; spliceosomal complex. Lineage: Eukaryota; Viridiplantae; Streptophyta; Magnoliopsida; Celastrales; Celastraceae. Gene Ontology annotation, biological process: mRNA splicing, via spliceosome. The transcript has 6 exons. Gene Ontology annotation, molecular function: pre-mRNA 3'-splice site binding; metal ion binding. The record is from RefSeq and is a predicted model, not a curated record. The coding region runs from base 78 to 1028 and encodes 316 amino acids.